AUGUUGAGAGCAGUCACAAGAAGCACUGUCGUUAGAAACAGUUUAGUUAGGCUAUACGCCUCGAAAUCCUACCCAAGUUACACAGUCAUUAACAUGCCGGCUUUGUCCCCUACUAUGACCUCAGGCAAUCUGGCUUCUUGGUCAAAGAACGUCGGCGAUCAACUGGCUGUCGGCGAGGUCUUGGCAGAAGUGGAGACUGACAAGGCUACAAUGGACUUCGAAUUCCAAGACGAUGGUUAUUUGGCUCAAAUCUUGGUUCCCAAUGGCUCAAAGGAUAUUCCGGUCAAUAAGCCAAUCGGGAUCUUUGUGGAGGAGAAAAAAGAUGUCGACGCCUUCAAGGACUUCACAAUCGCAGACAUCGCAGACGCUGGCUCUGCCACCGCAACUCCAGCGGAGAAGAAAUCACCAGAGUCAUCUGCAGACGCUGCUCCAGCUGAAAAGCCUUCUCCUGCCGCUCAAAAGACAGCCGGAACAGAUGUCACAAGAAUAUUCGCUUCUCCUCUGGCAAAGAACAUCGCCUUGGCCCACGGGGUCGCUUUGAAAGACAUUACAGGUACCGGUCCCAGAGGCAGAAUUGUCAGGGCUGACGUCGAGAAGUUUAUGAGUGAACAGAAAUCCGCCGCUUCCCCUGCUGCCGCUGCUUCCACUCCGGCUCCUGCUCAAAAAGCUGCACAAGCCCCAUCCGCACAGGUCUCAGACCUGUACAAGGAUAUCGAAAUCACUACCAUGAGAAAUAUCAUCGGUAAGCGUCUGUUGGAAUCAACUCAAUCGAUUCCUUCCUACAUCGUAUCCUCAGAUAUCGCAGUCUCAAAGCUGUUGAAAUUGAGACAAUCUUUGAACAACGAUAACACCAUUGACAAGACCAAGAACAACUACAAGCUAUCCAUCAAUGAUAUUUUGAUCAAAGCAAUCUCAUUGGCAGCAAAAAGAAUCCCAGAUGUCAACGCUUACUGGUUACCACAAGAAAAUGUUAUAAGACAGUUCAAAAAUGUCGACGUCUCCGUCGCAGUGGCAACCGAAACAGGUUUAAUCACCCCAAUUGUUAAAAGUGCGAACGCUAAAGGUCUGGUCUCAAUUUCGACCGAAGUUAAGGAUUUGGUGAAACGUGCAAAGAUCAACAAAUUACUACCAGCAGAAUUCCAAGGUGGUACUAUUUGCAUCUCUAACUUGGGUAUGAACGAUGCAGUAUCGAUGUUCACUUCCAUUAUCAAUCCACCACAAUCAACUAUCUUAGCCAUUGGUACAAAAAAGAGACAAGCCAUUGAAGAUGUCGGAAGUCCAAAUGGUAUUUCUUUUCAAGACGUUAUCACCAUCACUGGUACUUUCGACCACAGAGUCGUCGAUGGGUCUAAGGCCGGUGAAUUCAUGCGUGAAUUAAAGAAGAUCAUAGAAAAUCCACUACAAUUACUAUUAUAA
Tetrapisispora phaffii CBS 4417 is the source of this 1416-nucleotide messenger RNA. It is a transcript of the gene LAT1, whose product is annotated as dihydrolipoyllysine-residue acetyltransferase. The record is from RefSeq and is a predicted model, not a curated record. Lineage: Eukaryota; Fungi; Ascomycota; Saccharomycetes; Saccharomycetales; Saccharomycetaceae. The coding region runs from base 1 to 1416 and encodes 471 amino acids. Gene Ontology annotation, biological process: pyruvate decarboxylation to acetyl-CoA. Gene Ontology annotation, molecular function: dihydrolipoyllysine-residue acetyltransferase activity. The transcript has a single exon. Gene Ontology annotation, cellular component: pyruvate dehydrogenase complex.